AUGACAGACGAAGAAUUUGACUCGAUUCUGAACAGGGUCAACCGGAGAGAACAGGACACUACACCAAUGGCUGAGGGUCUAGACCUCGCAUUGGGGGCAGUAGGAAACAGGGAGAAAGCCACAUCAGGAACCAUACCAGAAGGCCGACCUUUCCCGUUGGUAGGAAGGGAAGGAGAGGUACCGAGUAAAGAAAAAGAACCAGUAGACCCCCAAGUGAAAGCCGGGGAUGAUAGAGUACAAGUAGAAGAGGAAGGUACUGCGUCUACGGAAGCCAAGGAUGCAGGAACAGAGACAGCAGAGCCGGAAGUAGAGGCACCCACCCCAGUGGCACCUCAGGUUGUAAAACCGAUUCCGGUCAAGCGAAAACUGGUGGUGAAAGCAGACCCCAAGGCAGACUCACCCAAGCCGCAGAGGGUAUCACAACGUUGUUUAGGUAAGUGGGCCUCCAGCAGGGCCAAACCAAACACGACGGAGGACCCCAUAGAGAUCGCAAGCAAGGAAGAGCGAGCCACUCUGAAAAAGGCUGAAGGUGAACUUGUUCAAGCUACUGAUCAGGAAGACACAGGGGUGUCUCCAGUACAGAACGAACCGGGCACAACAACGGAAGGAAUGGCUGGGGGACCGAACCUCACAUCAGAGUCAGGAAGGCCUGCUGGAUCUGAGAAGGACGAGGCCUUACUCCAAGCUGAGGAGGAAGCCAGACUGUUGAAGGACUCUGCUGGGCAGACGAGACAGCGUCAGAGGCAAGAAGCCUUGGAGACGAUUGUUACUAGGCUUGGAGAUGAGAACCAGAAACUGAUAACGGAGAUGGGCAGAAUGGCAUCCGUGAUGGAUGAGUUAUUGAAUGAAGUCACAAGCCUGAGGAAGGAACAAGCUGUUGCACCAAGGGGCCAUGGAGGCCGAGUUAAGGAACCACGAGUAUCCGAGGAGGAAUUACCCGAGACAAAGGAAGCAGAGAAAGAACACGAGGAAGGAGAAGCCGAAGAGUCGGCAGAUUCUGGGAACCAGCAAGCCGAGAAGGAGGAGGAGACACCGGUAAUGUGUAUAAGCUCUCAAAUCAUGCAUCAAGCAAAGUUUACCAUAGGCUUACUCAAAGUCUAA
Molecule: messenger RNA, 1101 nt
Organism: Salvia splendens (bonfire salvia)
Lineage: Eukaryota; Viridiplantae; Streptophyta; Magnoliopsida; Lamiales; Lamiaceae
Product: titin-like
Exons: 3
Coding region: 1-1101 (366 amino acids)
Source: RefSeq, a predicted model, not a curated record